Cyclopterus lumpus (lumpfish) is the source of this 1963-nucleotide messenger RNA. It is a transcript of the gene snapc2, whose product is annotated as small nuclear RNA activating complex, polypeptide 2. Gene Ontology annotation, cellular component: nuclear body. The coding region runs from base 150 to 1727 and encodes 525 amino acids. The transcript is spliced from 6 exons. NCBI's taxonomy places the organism in Eukaryota, Metazoa, Chordata, Actinopteri, Perciformes, Cyclopteridae. The record is from RefSeq and is a predicted model, not a curated record. Gene Ontology annotation, molecular function: RNA polymerase II general transcription initiation factor activity. Gene Ontology annotation, biological process: snRNA transcription.
GAACACAGGCAGGCUUCUCGCAGUGUAGGUCUAAGUCUGCGAGACCGCACACGUUUCACACUGACGUUGACGCUAAAAGGAACGUGUGUUUCUCGUGAGGGACGGACUCAACUCACCAGAGCUGCACGUGUCGUUGCAGUUGAGUUGAAAUGAAGCCGCCUGCUCGUAAACGAACUAAACCAGAUCGCAACCUGAACCAUGACCCGCCACAGUCUCCGUGUACAGGGACCGGUCAGUGGAGGCUCGUGGAGCAGAAGAACCUCCUGAAAGCCCUGAAAACAUUUUACAGAGUCACUGGAGCGAACGGAGACAUCGACUACGCCUACCUGAAGGAAUACGUCCCGAAUCGGUCCAUUUCCGAGAUCCAGUCUGUGGUGGAAUAUCUGAAGGACAAUGUGCUCUCCUUGGCGAGCUUAACGCUGAAGAAGAGGAGAUGGGAGGAGAAGAUGGUCCGAAAGCCUAUCGAGUUGUGGACCAGCAUGGCUUCUACUGUUGCAGGGACGGACGAGGAACCCAUUUCCGCAGCUUUCUCUCAGAUGCUGAUGGUGUCGUCCACAGAGCCUCGCACCCUCAGGUACUGUGACCCCCCUCAGGUCCACAGACCACCCACAGACAAGCUUGUUGGUCGCACCGUCCCAUUUAGACCGAUGCCUCGGGUGCAAGUCAAAGUUGAGUGUCCUGACACCAACGCAGCUCGUCCUGUCGUGGUACUCAAGAGUCCAGGACCAGCCAUGGGUCCGGCACCGUUCCAAGUGGUUAGAGUGAUGAGCAGCAAAAUUCCUCCACCCGAGAAACAGCUUUCUACUACAGCUGGAUGCUCACCUGCUAGCACCCCCACCUCUCAGUCUGCUGCCAUCUCCUGCCAACCGGGUGCAGUAGCAAAAAUACUUGCAGCACCUGCUCCAUCGCCACAACCCGCCUCACAGACUGCGACCCCAGUUACAGGACACAGCACACCCGGUUCUGGCUCUGCAGCAGUGGUAAAGACUCUGAUCCGAACUCCCCAGCAAAGCCCCACCACCAUCUCCACCGGCUUUACAUCCAAGUACAAUUCAUCCGGUCCUCACGCGUCCCUCUCCUUCUCUGCCACUGGCCAAACUCCGGUCACCAGCAGGACUGACCCCCCUGUGCCCCCCAAGCCCCCGCUCUCCAGCCCUGCCGCGGCAUUCCACGCCACGUUUGGUCGCACCAGCAAGUACGCCACUAAAGACAGUCCCAGGAUGUUCGGCGUCAAGAGCGUGGUGGACUUCGAGAGGAUCUAUCGCUACCUGAGCGGCAUCCACCAGCCCAAUGAUGACUUGUGUCAUCUCACCCCCAUGGAGAGUGCCAUAGUGUUGGACCUGUUGAUGUCUCUUCCAGAGGAGCUCCCCCUGCUGGACUGCAACAAAAUUCACAAACAUCUGAUCCAGGUGUACCAAUUUCUCUCAUCCAACGCUGACUCCAAGAAGGCGGGAGCAUUGUUGAAGGAGCUGAAGGAUGGACUCCGCGCUCGAGACGGCAAAAGAACAAACCGCCAGCAGAGCGCUGCUCGGACUGCUGACAGCAGUGAUGUCACGGCCAGCGGAGUGAAGAAACUGCAGCCCGAUGGAGCUGAGAGCCAAUCGUCAGGGAGCGGUGACCAAUCAGGGCCGUCGGUGGACGCGGAUGAGAUUGGACUCUUCCCCGCCCUCAACCCUUUUAUGGUGCCACUGAAACUGUUGAUGCGCAGGUCAGAAAAUACUAAAUAAACGUGCAGCGUGCUUUAGAUGUGUCUACAUUCUAUAAUUGCACAUUAUCUUUCCUAUUUGGUCAUCGUUUGUCUCUGAGGUUGAAUAUCGAAACAGAAUUUGGAGUAUUGAAACUUGGCAAAGAAUGUCUGGUUCAUCGUCUUGUUUACUUGCUCGUUUUUCACAUAGUUUAUUUCAGUUUGGUUUCUUGUACAGCUACUUUUGUUGAUUGACAUUAAACACUGAUGCAUUGAGAA